Messenger RNA from Amphiprion ocellaris (clown anemonefish), 4303 nucleotides. RefSeq names its product whirlin a (gene whrna). The coding region runs from base 770 to 3736 and encodes 988 amino acids. Gene Ontology annotation, biological process: sensory perception of sound; auditory receptor cell stereocilium organization. The transcript has 12 exons. Lineage: Eukaryota; Metazoa; Chordata; Actinopteri; Pomacentridae. The record is from RefSeq and is a predicted model, not a curated record. Gene Ontology annotation, molecular function: protein binding. Gene Ontology annotation, cellular component: stereocilia ankle link complex; plasma membrane; photoreceptor inner segment.
UCAGUCUCUGUAGUAACGUCUGAAGCGGACACACUGAUCUGCCGGAGAACAACACCACCACCAACAGACAAACAAACUGCGCUAGCUUUUGCGCAAACACAACUGGAUAUACACGCGCACGCUUUUACGCGGUUUGGCGUCGUUUGGAACUAAAACCGUGACCGGAGCUGGAUAUUGUGAACUCCUCAGGACGCAGCGCAGGAGCACAAAAAUAACUUUUUUCCCUUUUUUCUCUUUCCUCUGCAGCGAGGGAAUCUCUUUUGUAGCGUUGGUUGCGCAGCGCUGGACCAGAUAUCCAGUAAUUUGCAGUUGUGGUGUUGUUUGUCGAGCCCCGGAGAGGCGGACACCAGAGAAGCGGCGGCUCGGCGGCCACCUGACCUCCUGGAAAAUAAGACGGCAGCUAAUGACACGCAGGCUCACAGCUUUGCGUGGCGCAUUACUGAGCUCUGUGACGGAGCGGGACGAGGCUCCACGAGGCUGUUGCAUGUUCUGUCCCGACGCACCGAUCCGCAGGUGAAGUUUGAAGAAAACAGCCGGUGAUUGGAUUUCACGCUAACUGCUGAUUAAUUAGUGUCAGGUGGGAAAACAAAUUAAUUGGACUCGAUUCAAAUUGUGGUUCAUCCGUCAGAGCCAUGGCUAGAACCGGAGCGCAAGUCCUCCAGCGGUCGUGAUGCCAAGCGCCGGUGUGAUCCCGCGCCACCAGCCCGUAAUGCGCCCCCUCUAACCCCGCACCAGUGUGGCGCCGCGUCCCGGUCACCCCACCGCCAGGAUGAGCAGCACCGACCUGGAGCGCAUGUCGCUCAGCUCUUCGGCAAACUCCCUGGCCUCCAGCGCUCGGACGCUGUCGGCCAACGUGAAGAAGCUGCACAACGCGCUCAACCUCCUGCUCAACGACUUCGAGAGGGAGCAGUUCAUCCACUGCCUCAACGUGUACCACUCCAAGCGCAACGUGUACGACCUGGUGCAGACCCUCAACGUCAUCCUCAACGCGCCCAGCAAGCGGCAACUUCUGCCCAUGCUGCGGCUGGUGAUCCCCCGCUCCGACCAGCUCCUGUUCGAGCAGUACACCUCGGAGGGCCUCUAUUUGAAAUCGGAUUUAGUUGCGAGCAAUGGCAACGCCGAGCCGCCGCCGGGAGACUUCCCCAGCGCCAGCCCGACGCCCCCCGGGCAUUUCUCGCCGAACAACCCGCCGGAGUUCCAGGUGGCGCUGCGGGGCUCGCCGGACAGCUUCAGCACCAGCAGCGACGGGACAGCUCCCCUGGUGCCGCUACUCGGGAGGAACUUUAUCCACGAGCCGCCUGGAGAGCUGCGGCAGGUCACCAUGAAGAGGCACAAGAGCAACGAGGGCCUCGGCUUCAGCAUCCGCGGCGGCUCGGAGCACGGCGUCGGCAUCUACGUGUCCCUGGUGGAGCCGAGGAGCCUGGCGGAGAAAGAGGGGCUCCGGAUCGGCGACCAGAUCAUGAAAGUCAACGACAAAGUGUUCGAGAAAGUCACCCACGCUGAAGCAGUGAAGGUGCUGAAGGGCAGUAAAAAGCUUUGCCUCCAGGUCCGUUCAGUUGGGCGGAUUCCCGGCGGCUACGUCACCAACCAUGUUUAUACCUGGGUCGACCCUCAGGGCCGGAGCGUGUCGCCUCCUCCGGACCUGCCGGAGCAUCGGAGUGCCACCCUGAGACGAACUGAGAGCCAGCGACGCAGCAAUAUGCAGCUACUGCAGGAGGGAGACGAGAAAAAGGUCAACCUGGUUUUGGAUGACGGCCGGUCUCUGGGUCUGAUGAUCCGAGGAGGAGCGGAGUACGCUUUGGGUAUUUACAUCACUGGAGUGGACCAAGGAUCAGCAGCAGAGUGCGGAGGACUUAAGUCUCUGUCUGGUCCACCCUCAAUCCCCCCGACCUCGCCUCUCUGUGACUUUCCCUCCCUGCAGAUCGGCGACCAGAUCCUGGAGGUGAACGGCCGCAGUUUCCUCAGCAUCCCCCACGACGAAGCCGUCCGGGUCCUGAAGUCGUCGCGGCACCUGAUGAUGACGGUGAAGGACGUCGGACGGCUGCCCCACGCCAGGACGGUGGUGGGCGAAACCAAGUGGAUCGCCAGCUCACAGAUCGCAGAGAGUUCGGCCAACAGCAGCGUGGCAGGCUUCUCUAUGGACCAAGGAGCGUCUGCAGCAGGAAAGCCGGGGUUCUAUAAAGGCGUGGCGGGCUCCCAGGUGACCCUGUCCAGUCUGGUGAACCAGUCUAGAGCCAUGCUGGAGGAGCAGGCCCGCCACCUGCUGACGGAGGCCGAGCGCCAGACCAUGGGCUACUACGUGGAGGAGUACCGGGACGGGCACAUCGGCGUGGACCAGCUGGUCAUGGCACUGUUUGAGCUGCUCAACACCCACGCCAAGUUUUCUCUGCUGUCGGAGGUUCGAGGUCUGGUAACCGCCCAGGAUCUGGAGCGAUUCGACGGUUUGGUGCUUCGACGUGAGAUUCAGGCUCUGAAAGCUCGACAGGGGACGGCCGGAGCCUCGGCCCUGCAGCCGGACUCCCUGUCCAUGGUGUCGUACCCGGACACCCUGACGUCGUCUUCGGCCAGCUUCAUGACCAACACCACCCUCAGCUCUGCACGGAACGACAGCGUGGUGGAGACUAAUGAGGAGGAUCCUCCGGAGAGUCUGAACACGCUGCUGACCGACAUCUCUCUGGAUGACGUUCAGUCCACCACAGCCGAGUCUCCCCCCUCCUUCAAGCCUCCUCCCCCUCCAGGGGUGCAGAGGCGUCCAAGUAGACGAGAUCUGCUCAACAAGUGUCCCUCGUCCGAAUCCUCCCACUCAGGCUUGUACUUCACUGCACCGACCUCUCACAACCACAGCAGAGAUCCGGGACAGUCCGCCGCCUCACCCUCACUGCACCACAAACGCCCCAAGGACUCGUCUCGGGAGUACGCCACCAUCAGAAAGAGAGAGCCGACCGUACCGCCCAAAAAAGAGCAAAUAGCAUCCGCUCAGUUGUCCAGAGUCGCCCAGCACAACAUUGGCCCUUUUCCUAGAGUUCAGUCCCCCAGCAGAGGCACCAAACCUGCCGCUCCGUCCCCUUCACCUCCACCUCCACCUCCACUCCCUGCUCCUACUCUGCCCCCUGCCCUGCCCCUUAAACCAGCCUCUAUGUCUAAAGCCUCCCCUGCUUCAUCUGCUGCCACUAAGCAGCAGUUUGUUACAGUGGAGGUUCACAGGCCCAAUGCAGAACCUGACGUCAACGAGGUUCGACCGCUGCCUCAAGCUCGAGGCGGCGCCUUGUCUCAGCUGUCAGACAGCGGACAAACCCUCAGCGAGGACAGCGGCGUGGACAUAGCUGAGUCAGGACACGUCAGCAAAGACAGUAGCCCCCAUUCCUCACGCACCCGCCUCCCCCGAGACCCCCAGGGGGGCGGGGGGGACAACAGCAACCCCUCCAAACCGCCGGGGCUGUUGGAGCCCACGUCUACACUAGUGAGGGUGGCUAAGAGUGCCAGCACCCUGGGAAUCGCCAUCGAGGGCGGAGCCAACACUCGCCAACCGCUACCACGGAUUGUCACAAUACAGAGGGGAGGUUCGGCUCAUAACUGCGGCCAGCUGAAGGUGGGUCAGGUGAUCCUGGAGGUAAACGGGGUUUCCCUGAGGGGCCGCGAGCACAGGGACGCCGCCCGCCUCAUCGCCGAGGCCUUCAAGACCAAAGAGAGGGACCACGUGGACUUCCUGGUGACUGAGUUCAAUGUGGCCCUAUAGCUGAAGGUAGCACCGACAGAAGAGGAUGAUGGUGACGAGGGGGAGACAUUCGAGCGUCUGUUGAUUUUUAAAGGCACAACUCGUAGAUUAAAAAAACCACCACCUGAUCUCUGAGCCCUCCUCCUCUCUCACAAACCCCCGAAACACUCGAUUUACAAGGCAUUACUGUCGCUGUGGAUUCCCUCCAGGAUUCUCCUCAACGUUCUUACCUCCCCACUGUGAGACCUUAAAGCACUGCAGUGGGAAAUUGUGAAACCUACACUUUCUUCUUCUUUUUUAAAUUUUCUUCUUCUCUCAGCGUUAAAACUAGUGGAUUUGCAAAAAAAAAACCAAACACCGGAACUUACUCAGAACACUCCCAAAACUAAUUUUAUUUGACCUACUUUUGCUUCUGUCUGAGAGAAAACCGCACAUGUGAGACUGAUUUGACGCUUGACUUUACAAGUUUGGAUUUGUAUAUGUAAAAAUGGACAAAUGUAGAUACAGAUGCAUAUAUAUAUAUAUAUAUAUAUAUAUAUACUGUACACAUAAAAUACUCCUAUAUGAAUUAAAAACCUGUAACCUCUG